UUAAAAACAAAUAUUAAUAAUACCAUAUGUUAAGUGACACCAGUCUUAAAAACAAUGCAAAAAUACAUAAACCCGCUAUUUGUAAUUUGAAUGUAUAAACAUGUUAUCUGUGAAAAUCAUAGAUUGUGACUACUACAUGGCACCACCAUUAACAAAUUUGGAUAUCAAUUUUAGUGAAUUUCGGAAUUCAUCUAUAAAAUUUGUUCCUAUUCUUAGGAUCUUUGGAAAUAAUAUUAAAGGUCAGACAUGUUGUUUACAUCUUCAUGGUUAUUUCCCAUAUUUAUCUAUUCAAUGGGAAUUGUCUACUGAAACUCUAACUUUACAAAAGAUGGCAGAUGAUAUUGAUUCUAAAUUGAACCAAAAACAAAUGAUCCCUCAUGUACAUAACAUUGUCCAUUUUGAAGCAAAGUCAAUGUAUGGUUACACAAACAAAAGUCAAAAUUUUUUAAGAAUAUUUUUUUACAACCCAACUGACAUUAAAAAAAUCGCAGAUUUAUUAAUUAAAGGUGAAUUACUUGAUGGUUGUCAUCAGCCAUUUGAGGCACACAUUCCAUUUCACCUAAAAUUCUUUUUAGAUUUUAAUCUUUUUGGUAUGAAUUAUAUUAAUAUUAAAAAAUUUGUAACUCGUAACAAUGUGUCAAUACAUUCAGAUGAAUUCAAUUAUGGCAAUCAUAUUAUAGAUCAGAAAAAAAUGAGCUUUUGCCCAUUAGAGAUAGAUGCAAAAGUUGUUGAUAUCUUGAAUUCAAUAAAUGACAAAAUGUUCCCAGGUCUUCAAGAGAUUAUAGAUGAUGACAAGAUAAUUAGAACAUAUUUUGAGAUCAAUAGUAUAAGUUCAUCUGUAGAAAGAUUGAAUGUCAAGCCAUUAGUGUCAGAAUCUACAGUUCUCAAUAUAAUUCAAUCAAAAAAAAUAAAUUCUGAAUUGCCAAUUUGUGAUAAAAAAUCUCAAAAUACAUCUAACAAUUUAAGUCAUAUGUUGCAACUGUAUUCUGAAGACAUUGAUCAUAAUGUAUCAUUAUAUGGGUUAGAAAAACUUGACGACAUUUUGUCAAAGUAUGAUACCGAUGAUGAAGAUGAAAUAUCCGAACAAAUAAGCCUAAGCUGUGAUACAUAUUUACCACAAAUUGAUGGUAAAUAUGAUAUGAAUAAAAAGACAAUAGAAGAAAAUGAUUCAGAUGAUAACAAGAAAUUGGACUCACAUGUUACUUUUUACCCCAAAAUUAUAAAGAAAACUGGGCAUACUCUCUGCGAUAAAUCAAAACAUGAUUUACCGAACAAAGAUCCCACCAAGGAAAAUAAUACUUCCAAUCAUAACAAAAUUUCCCUUAAUAUUAAAAAUACAGUAAAGAAAAAGAAUAUUUCCCUACAAAUUUUGUCCUCUCAAACUGGCUCCUUAAUUGAAGAAAAGUUCCCUGUCGUUAAAAAGGCUAAACUUCAACGAAAACUUAGUAAAAGGACGAGAAUAUUAUUAAUUAAACCCAAAAAAUUAUUGGAUAGUAAUUUGUAUAAAGAGAAAUUACGGUACAUCUGUGACACGACAGACGAAAUAGCCUUUACUGAGAAGGGAUCUAAACGCUCCAGUAUAUUCCAGAAUAUCUAUAAUAAACUGGAAAUAUUAGAUAAUUUUUCCAGUAAAAAACCUGGAUUACAAGCUUAUCUAAACUCCGUCGAUGAUACCAGAAAACACGAUUCUGAUACGUUGUGGUUAACCCCAGCUCUUUCUGGCCCAGUAAAUAUUGUAAAAGAUGAAGUUCUCAAAAAUGUCUCCCUAAAUUUUAAAAGUAAUUCAAUGCCCUUUGCGGAGUCUUUCGGGAAAACUAUUAAUAUGAGCAUCAUUCGGGAAACGUCCUUACUUAAUAUUAAAGGAUUAACUGUUCCAUCUUUAGCGGUAUCCGACAUUCCAAUCAAAGUAUUUGAUUUACAAAAACAAAAUUAUCUGAAAUGGCUUAGUUGUGAAGUUCAUACAGAAGUUCGAGGGGAUAUGACCCCAAACUCUCAACAUGAUGCGAUUCAUCUCAUUAUCUAUAGUUAUUUUGAGGAUUCCGAUGAAUAUCGAAAACAGGUUCAAGGAACAACAUCCUUCAAGCCCGCAUCUGAUGACUAUAUUGGUUUUGGUGACAUGCGGGAAAAGAUUUGCCAGUUAAAUCUCAAAAAUGGGUGUUGUGUUGUGAGCGACAAAAAAUCAAAAAUUUUGAACUUACCUAUGGACAAUGUUUAUAUCUCCAGCUCAGAAAUAGAGUUAUUGAAAAAAUUUUACGAUCUUGUAACUAGGACACACGAUCCAGACAUAUUGAUUGCUUACGAAAAUGAGAAAUCAUCUUGGGGUUAUAUAUGUGCAAGAGCUAAGAAAUUGGGGUUAGUCAGGAAACCCUUCGAUUACCUAUCACGAGUUUGUAUUAACCAUAAUAACGAAAAUUGUUUGAGCGAAAAGGACAUAGAUAAUGAUGCUACGAAUCAGAAACAUGAUUAUGAGGUGAACCAAAAAAAUUUGGAUAAUUAUCAAGAAUACAAUGUAAAAAUCGUCGGUAGAAUAUAUAUAAAUGUAUGGCGUUCGAUUCGAAAGCUCAUUAUCCUAAAUAAUUACACGUUUGAAAAUGUAAUGUUUCAUUUAUUACACCUUCGCACAUCCAAAUACUCUCACAAAACGCUUUCGAAUUGGUACAAUGAGCCAUGCCAGAGGUGGCGUGUUUACCACUAUCAUUUGAUUAGGUCGGUUUAUGUGCAUGCCAUGUUGCACGAGUUGGAUAUUGUUGAACAAACAAGCGAAUUCGCUAAGUUAUACGGCAUAGAAUUUGACGAUGUUUUGCACCGUGGUUCCCAGUACAGAGUAGAGAGUAUGAUGUUAAGAUUGGCCAAAUCUCAGGGGUACAUACCUAUUUCACCGUCUCCUCUGCAACGAACUCGAAUGCAGAUGUCUCAAAUGAUUCCAUUGAUUUUGGAACCCGAAGCUGGUUUUUACAGUGAUCCUAUCCUCGUUUUCGACUUUCAAUCUUUGUAUCCUUCUAUUAUUAUAGCAUACAAUUAUUGUUACACCACUUGUUUGGGUUAUCUUGAUAAAUGGACCAGAUCUGAUCAGCCAUUUAAGUUUGGUUGCGUUGAUUUAAAAUUAGAUAUGGCAGCUCUAGAGAAAAUACAAUCUUCGACACACGUUUCACCUGUGGGAGUGGGUUUUGUCGGAAAAGAUAUAUUAAUCGGUGUAUUACCUAACAUGUUGGAACAGAUUUUAGGAACGAGAAUAAAAGUUAAAAAAACGCUGAAGCUCUUGAAAGCAAAGAAUUCUAUGAAAAAUAGUGGUCUCGAAAAAUUGUUGCACACACGGCAAAUGGCGCUGAAAAUGAUUUCAAAUGUUACGUUUGGUUAUACGUCCGCCUAUUUUAGCGGAAGAAUGCCUUGUGUCGAAAUAGCGGACAGUAUUCUUGGCAAAGCUCGAGAAAUCUUGCAAACUUCGAUAGAUUACAUAAACUCGAAACAAAAUUUGAACGCGCGGGUCAUUUAUGGUGACACGGACAGUAUAUUUGUAUUACUAAAGGAUACCACCAAGGCCAAAGCGUUUUCUAUUGGUGAAGACCUCGCGCAUGAAAUUACUCAAAUUUUCAGGGACCCAAUAGAACUCAAAUUUGAAAAAGUGUAUCAUCCUUGCAUACUUCAAACUAAAAAACGCUAUGUAGGGUUAUCUUACGAAAACAUUAACCAAAAAGAGCCAAAUUUCGACGCAAAAGGAAUCGAAACUGUUCGAAGAGACUAUUGUGCCGCAGUACCUAAGGUAUUAGAAAAGGUCAUCACGGAUUUAUUUAAAACUGGUAAUAUAUCGCAAAUAAGAGACUAUUUACAAAUGGAAUUCUGCAAAAUUAUGGAAGGCAAAAUUAGUCUUCAGGAUUAUAUUAUAGCGAGAGAAUACCGUGGAAGAAAAGGUUAUAAGCCUAAAGCGUGUGUACCUUCCUUAGAGAUAGCGAAACGUUUAUCUAAAUUUGAUCCCAUGGCGGAGCCAUUGUUGAAGGAAAGGGUAGCAUAUGUGGUUGUAAAUCCUGAUCAAACCAUACUAAAUCAAAGACAAAAUAAUAGGUUUAACAACACUUUACCCUUGAUCUCUUUGAUCCGUACCCCACAAGAGUUUUUACAAAUGCCAGCAUCUACCCUAAACGCGAAUUACUACAUAACCAAACAACUUAUACCCCCGAUUAAUCGAAUUAUGAGUUUGAUUGGCAUCGACGUUUUAAAAUGGUACGAAGAUAUACCACGUGUAAUACAAUUUAAUCAUUAUAAAUCAACUAAUAGUAUAAACAUUGGAAAGAAAAUUGGGAAGGAUUCUAUAACACAUUUCCUUCACUGCAAUCAUUGUUUUAUAUGUCGUAAAUUGUCUUCAGGCCUAAUCUGUUUAAAAUGUAAACAGAAACCUCAAUAUUCGACAUAUAUUAUCAUGAAUCUAUUACGAAAAUGGUCUAAAAGAUAUGAUUAUCUUUCACAGGUAUGUAAAACGUGUGUCUCCUCCCCGGAUAAUAAUUUAAGAUGUAUAUCAUUAGAUUGUCCAGUUUUUUAUCACAUAAUCGAGGCCAACAAAAGAAUCUCUCAAUUUUCGUCUUUGCAAAAUAUGGAAAAUGAAAUCGAUUUAUUAUAAAUAUUUAUGUUUAAUAUAUUUAAUUAUUUAAGAUGAAUAUUGACAUUAUAUAAUGACUAUAAAUUAAAGUUACA
This is a messenger RNA of Gordionus sp. m RMFG-2023, 4686 nucleotides long. Its product is annotated as DNA polymerase zeta catalytic subunit-like. The record is from RefSeq and is a predicted model, not a curated record. Gene Ontology annotation, molecular function: DNA binding; nucleotide binding; DNA-directed DNA polymerase activity. NCBI's taxonomy places the organism in Eukaryota, Metazoa, Nematomorpha, Gordioida, Chordodea, Parachordodidae. The transcript has 23 exons. Gene Ontology annotation, cellular component: nucleus; zeta DNA polymerase complex. The coding region runs from base 101 to 4612 and encodes 1503 amino acids. Gene Ontology annotation, biological process: double-strand break repair via homologous recombination; error-prone translesion synthesis.